Messenger RNA from Astyanax mexicanus (Mexican tetra), 2359 nucleotides. Its product is annotated as probable N-acetyltransferase camello. The record is from RefSeq and is a predicted model, not a curated record. The transcript has 2 exons. Gene Ontology annotation, molecular function: N-acetyltransferase activity. Lineage: Eukaryota; Metazoa; Chordata; Actinopteri; Characiformes; Acestrorhamphidae. The coding region runs from base 109 to 777 and encodes 222 amino acids.
UGCAGUUAGUAGGUUAUUACAGGCUGUUAGGAAGACUUUUAUUUUGACGGGUCGUUGCAGCAGCAGCUACCAAACCUGAUAAGAAACACUGGGUCAUCCGGAAAGGCUAUGGCUGAAGUGCAGAUUCGACGUUAUGAGGAUGACGAUGAUGAGGAUGUCAAGGACAUCUUCACUCUUGGGAUGAGCGAGCAUGUCCCGUCCUCCUGCCUGCAUGUAUUGAAGCAACCACCAACCCAGAUGCUGCUGGUGUGUGUGUUUUGUGCUCUGCUGGCCAGCUCUAAGUCCCUCCUCCUGCCCAUACUGGCAGUUACUCUUCUUCUGGCUGCAGGUCGGCAAGGAAUCAGCUAUAUGUUCACACAGUACAUCCAGACAUCCCUGCAUAGGGAUCUCAACCACAUUCGUCAGACCUAUCUGGAGAAACCUAAUUCCUGUUUCUGGGUGGCUGAGAGCCAGGGUCGGGUGGUGGGCACGGUGGCAUGCCUCCCGGCGGAAAUGAACGAGGGUUGUCUGGAGCUCAAGCGCAUGUCUGUCAAGCACUCCCACAGAGGCCAGGGCAUUGCCAAGGCACUGUGCCGUGCUGUGGAAGACUUUGCGCGAAAACAGGGCUUUCCUGCUGUGGUACUCUACACUUCGGUUGUCCAGACAGAUGCUCAGAAGCUGUAUGAACAUGUGGGUUACAAAAAGAUCAGGGAAUUUGUUGUUCCAGAGCUAACUGCCAAGAUCACCAACUUCACAUUGUUUGAAUACAGGCUCGACCUGCAGCAGUCAGGAAACUGAAAGCUUUCUAAAGGAGAUUUGCUUCGUCCUUUUUUUUUUUUUUUUUAAAUGUCAUGAAGGGGUUGGGAGCCUUAAUAAGUAAGGGCAUUGGUAAAGUUAACAAUUAUUGUUGUGGUUGUGUACCGGAAGCAUUUGGUUUUAAAGGUGAAAAAAGACCAAAAAUUGCAUUGUGUGUGUCCACAUUUCAGCUCUAAUGCCAAAUGGUACUGUAUAAAUAAUUAUAAGUAAUUAAUGAAUAAUUUCUUACCAACAUUUAAUUAUAAUUUUUUUAUGUACUAGCAGUAUAAUUUACGGUAAUGAUAUUUGUUUGUAUUACUUAUAUAUUCGUUGAUUGUUAAACCUGCAGCUAGAAGUUCUCUCCCCAGGGACUUGAAAGUCCUUACAAAGAGCAGUGUAGUCUUUGUCCUGUCACCUCCUACCCUGCACAUUUUAGAGGAUUCUUUGCUCUAACACACCCACUGCAUUUCAACCCACUGAAAUGGAUUGUUAAUGAUCUACUUACUUGAAUUCAGUAUGUUGGUGGAAGGGAAAUCAAUCAGUGUGUAGGAAGGGGGCACCAGGCCAAUGAUUGAGAAACACUGAUUUAGAAGAACCGGCUGAAGGCUUUGCAAGGUUCUGUGCAGUAUUGUACAGGGCAAGUUAUUGUCACAUACAGUGGCAUUUAUUGUCUCUCAUUUUACUGGUCUUUUUAAAGGUGCAAUAGAAUCUGUUAAUUUAAGUAGUUUAAGUUGUUACUUGGAAUAUAAAUUGUAGGGUGAAUUAAAUGUGAUUGGGACAAAUUAACUUCUUCACUAUUACAGAAAUGUAAUGUUUUAAUUCCAUCAAAUAACCCCAAUCACACUUAAUUCACUCUACAUGUGUGGCUUUUUUCUACCAUUGAAAAAAAGGUAUGUUUGUGACUGGUCUAACUCUGGGAAAAAAAAUUAUGAUUGGCAAAAAACAUCUGUCAUGGCUCACAGGAGCCACAUAACACAGCACAGCAUAGCUGCUUUUAGCGCUGUAACAUGAACAUUGUAAUUUUUUUUUAUGUACAUUUUUUUAUGUAACUAUUCCUAAACCAGAUUGGUUGGUUAUUGAUUGGUGGUUCACUAGGUGAAGACAAUGUAGCCAGUUAGCUAGGUUAUCUUUAGCCUAAUAUUCUAAUAUAUAUUUGGCUUACUCACAUGCUGCAGUUUACUCUAGUUUAAGGUAGUUCCCUUAAACUAGAAUAAUUAGAUGGUAUUAGGUGGUAUGUUUGUGGUUCACUUUAAUUCUCUGUGUUCAAGCAUGCCAAAAUAAAUACAUUUUUCCAUUCUAGAGCACCUUUAAAGUAAGAAAAUAUAACAAGUAGUGGCUUCACUUUGGCCCAUUAAAGCAGCCAAGUGAGGCUUGUUGCCUCAUUUGUGACACAUUACCAGUCAUUGAGCGAAAUUACUAUUUUGAACACAGUAGACCAUGCAGUCAAACCAUGUCAAUGGUGAAUGCCAGUAGUUAGAUUUUUUGUCAUUAUGAGCAUAUAGAAAUGACUGUACAGUUAAACCCAUCUGUAACAAAUAGGCAGGCCCUAUCAGUAAGAAAUCAAUAAAAAUAUUUAGCAAUUCUG